AUGAAGACGACACAAAAAUCACCAGAAGCUGGAUCCUCUCCUCCAGUCAAACAGCUGCUUGAUCAACCAGAGACUGUCAUUACCAUAGGCACUGGAUAUGAACGACUUAUCAAUGUAGCCUGUCUGAGUGAUGAAGAAAUCUGGACAAGUGGAAAUGACAGCACCAUGAAACUCUACAGCAUCAAUCAGGGAUCACAACUCAAGUCAAUCACAACCAAGUCAGGGCACUGGUCAUUUGACAUUGUAGCAACAAAAAGUGGAGAUCUAGUUUAUACUGAUUACAAUGAAAGAACUUUGAACAUUGUGGAGAAUGAGAAGAUAGAGGUGAUCAGACUACAGAACUGGAUACCUCGUGGUGUCUAUACAUGUAGUACCUCCUCUGAUGAUCUCCUGGUUAUCAUGGACAGUGAUGAUGACAAACAAACAAAAGUUGUCCAGAAUGAACCAUUCAGUCCACGAGGAAUCACCACAGACAGUCAGAGUCACAUCCUUACCGCUGAUAUUAACAAUGACUGUGUCCACAUCAUAGACCAGGAUGGACAGUUCCUCCGUUACAUAGACUUUGGAAUGAGUAGACCCUGGGGACUAUGUACAGAUUCAAAUGACAAUCUGCUUGUUGCUGAAUUCAGAAACACGCAAGAUCUAACUAACGACUAA
This is a messenger RNA of Saccostrea cuccullata (small rock oyster), 657 nucleotides long. RefSeq lists its product as uncharacterized. The record is from RefSeq and is a predicted model, not a curated record. Gene Ontology annotation, molecular function: ubiquitin protein ligase activity; translation repressor activity. Gene Ontology annotation, biological process: protein polyubiquitination; negative regulation of translation; proteasome-mediated ubiquitin-dependent protein catabolic process. The transcript is spliced from 3 exons. The coding region runs from base 1 to 657 and encodes 218 amino acids. Lineage: Eukaryota; Metazoa; Mollusca; Bivalvia; Ostreida; Ostreidae.